GCUUCUUCUGUGUUUCUCUUCUUCCACUAUGGCGAGCGGAUAAACAAACAGCCCACUGGGUGGGGAACCGGCAGUCACGGCGCACACGUCUCCGCGGUGGUGACGAGCUAACACCGGCUAGUUAACGGUCCGGUGACCGGGCGGUGGGCUUCACGGUGUGCUCUCGGGACGCGAAUAGCGAUGGGAAAAACAACGCGACAAUAGUUGACGUGUCCCUGAACGCCUCGGCGGCGGCAGCCGGUGAACCGGACCGACCGUUACCGGACCCGUUCUCUCUCUGCUGUACAACGACAAGAGGAGAACACCGGAGAACAUAGCUUAGAAUACCGGGGGGGUAUUUUAUUAAAUUGUUCUUUUCUUUUUAUUCUGUCAGAUUUAUUUCGCUCGUAUUUUGUUUUAUUAUUAUUAUUAUUAUUAUUAUUGUUAUUAUUUUAUAUCUUUUAAAAGUCGAACAUGUUGACGGGAUCUAAAACCACGUUCAAAGUGAGACAAAUGCUCCCGGAUAUCAAGGAGAGGAUGCUGAGUCAAAGUGGCGUGACCGCACGGAGUCGAGAUGUGUUUGGGCUACGCUGCCUCCCAGGCGAGUGUGUGCUUCAGCGAGCCGUUAUGGUGAGGAAGAAGUUGAGUGCCAGGGAGGGGAGGGGCUGGGUGUCUGGGACCCUCUUCUGUACCCACUUCAGAGUGGCCUUUGUUCCUCAGGACAGUCCCAAACCUGACGACAAUGCAGAUCCAGUGCUUCUAGGAGAUCAUGACGUGGCGUUGGCGUCCAUAGAGAAGGUUGUGGUUGUGGGCCCAAACAGGACCAAGCUGGUGACCCCAAACUCCUCACUGAAGUUCACUCCGGAGGAGCUGGUGCUUUACUGCAAGGACCUGCAAGUCAUCUGCUUCCUGUUCGACCGCCUCACUCCUGACGCACAAGUCAUCGAGAUAACCUACACCAUCGCCAAGACCUACCAGCCUCUUAAACCAGGGUCCGUUUUAUCUUUCCAGAACGCUGCCCUGGGGAGCGUCGAAAUGAAGCAGUUUCUAAGCAACCGUCGGCGAAACACCCACAUGAACUGGUUUGAGUCCGCCUCGGACUGGGAGCAGGAGCUGGAGCGAUGCGGGGCCACUGGCUGGAGAGUCAGCUCAGUCAACGACCGCUUCGAGAUGUCCACCAGCCUGCCGAGGUCCAUCGUGGUUCCACAGAAGGUCUUCGACACCGAGCUGAAGAAAAGCUUCGCCCACUUCAACGAAGGACGCAUCCCUCGCUGGUGUUGGCGACACCCUCGAGGCAGCGAUCUACUGCGAAUGGCCAGCUUCCAGAACAACAUCUACCACGAGAAAGACGACAUCAGGAACCUGGAGAUGAUCCUGUUCGGGUGCCAGUCGUCUCUGUGUGUGGUGGUGGAGCUCGGCGAGGAGCUGCCCUCACCUGCAGAUAUCCAGCUGGCUCACGGCCGCCUGCGCGCCCUCAGUCUGGGAGAUAUCUCCACUUCUGUGUCGGUGCCGGACGACAAAUGGCUGUCGACCCUGGAAAGCACCCGCUGGCUGGACUACACCAGGGCCUGUCUGAGGAAAGCUUCAGAGGUUGCCUGCCUGCUCCGUGGCGGUCACCUGACUGUGGCACUGCAAGAGGCGGACGACCGGGACAUGGGCUGCGUGGUGUCCAGCCUGGUGCAGGUGAUGUGCGACCCCCACUGUCGCACCCAGCACGGCUUCCAGAGCCUGGUGCAGAAGGAGUGGGUGAUGGCCGGCCACCGCUUCUACAGCCGCAUCAACUACCACCGCGACAACGACAAGGAGGAGGCUCCGGUCUUCCUUCUCUUCCUGGACUGUGUUUGGCAGCUCUUGUCCCAGAACCCCUCUCGCUUCCAGCUGACAGAUGACUUCCUGUUGGCCCUGCACGACAGCAUCCACCUGCCACUUUUCUCCAGCUUCUUGGCCAACUGCCAGCGAGAGAGAUGCAAACGCUCCCAGAACCUCGGGCAGUCCUACACACCCGUCAAUGGCUGGAGAGACAUGGAGUCUUCCUCGGAUCCCUCUGACCCCCCUCUGCCCUCGGUGUGGGACUGGUCCCUGCAGUACAGCAAGCACAGACGAGACCGCUUCACCCAACCCGUCCCCCCAAUCCCUCCUCUCCAACCGCUGCUCAACGGCAACCUGAACACCAACCCGGACACACACAGGCUGACUGACAGCACCCCCGGCUCCGUCUUCCUCCUCUCUCGAGGCGUCUUCUCCUGUCCUGCUAACCUGCUUCCCUGGCGCAGCGGCAGUUCGGGCGUUUACAAGAAGAGCCACCGGAGGGCGGCGUCCUCCGAGAACGUGCCCGGCCUGGAGAGGCUGCUGAAAGCCUGGGCGCUGGCCGAGUUUCCCCAAGGCCUCACGAGGUCCACCCCUGCACCUCAAGGACCACUUGACCCCUAUGAGCCCUUAUUGCCCCUCCUCAUGGGGCCCUGCAUGGGCCUGUGGAAGGAAUGCUACCUCCGGGGGGCGCUCCAUGCACAGGCGUUCUCCCACCCCGUCUCAGCUAACCACCCCCACCCUGUGGAGCGGCUGGCCCGGGAGGUGCAGCAGCUCGAAGACCAGCUGGCGCAGGUGUCCACCGGCACGGAUCCAAGGCCGCCUACCAAGAUGGCCGAGCCCCGACGGGCCGACACCAACCUGAACCAAAACACCAACAACGGCACCUUCCUCUUCCCGGCGGCGCCCAGACCGGCGCCCCGAGCGGCGCCUCCUCCUACCUCCACCAACCACCAGACCUCCAGGGGCCCUCCGCCCGCCUCGGCGCCACCGUCCAGACUCGGCCACAAAGACAACAAGCACACGUUCCUGUUCGGGCACCCUCCCGGAGCAGAGGCCCGCCCCGACCAGCGCUAUUACCCAGCACCCAACAGUGCCAAGCCGCCGAAGGGCAGCGGGUCCUCGAUAGCUUCCUGAGGCCGGGUCCUCGUCUUCUCUCAGAUAUGAUACAGACCCAGUGCAUCAGCAAGUCAUCUGUAUGUAUAUGUGUGUAUAUAUAUAUAUAUAUAUAUAUAUAUAUAUAUAUAUAUAUACACACACACACAAUAUGAAACGACCACGUCUCCCUGGUAUCAUGUCCAGAGGAGGGCGUGAUAAUCAGUGCGUGAGCUCUGCUGUAUUACAAUAAUGUGACAACUGUUUUGUAUAUUUGUAAAGAAUACCGAUAACCUAUGGAAGCUGUGGUGACGCAUUUAAGAAAGCGUGUUCCACUUUUAGUGGGCCGUGGAUGGUGUGAGGAGGCGGUUCUGACCGGAGGACACAUCUGACCCGUCACACAUGUUUCUUUGUGUUUCUUUUUUUUACCACCAGCUCUUUAGAUCUUUUAUUUGUGUAUCUCCGCCCCGAAUAGAAAAGCAGAACACCGCUUGGACAUUUUAAUUUUGAAUUGCAGGCCGCUGACUUUAAUGUGGAAUUUAGGGCACGAGAGCUAUUUUGGUACUGCGUCAUCUCUCUGAGUGUGCUGGCCUGGAUGUGGCUGCAGGCGCUGCACAUCAUUGCAGUUUAAUUCAGGUUCCUGCCUGACUUCACUUAUUUACUCUCAUCCAUACUUUCAUCUUUUAUUUCAGCGUUAUCGGUCCAAUUCAUAAGGAGAAGUGUGAUUUCUGAACGGUUCCUUCUCUAAAUUGGUUAUUUUGAGUUGGGUUGAAGAACGCUCACAUUAUUCCGCCUUGAGAAGGUUCCAGUGUUGGAAGCAAAGGGAAGCUUAUUUCUUCCUGUUGUUCCCCUUUUUCUGUUGCAUUAGUAAGGACCUGGAGUGUGUAUUCAGAGCCCAGAGGGAGCUCUCUGCUCUGAGCCUUUAAUUAAACUGCUUCAGACGGACGGAGUGACGCAUCUGAUUUUCUUCUGAAUGAUAUUUUCCGGCAGGAUAACGACGGUCAGACUGUUGCUGACCGUCUCUCGUGUCAAAAGGCACCUCGCUAUGAAUUAUUAAAUUGUUGUAGAUUCAUCGCAUCAAUAUAUCAAGGCUCAUUGAUUUCAGAGCUUUCCAGGUGAGAUGGCACCGUCGUCUUUGUCCUGUCGCAGAGAACAUCUUCUCUGAUCUUCUCUACGCCCGUCGGUCUGUAUCGUCGUGUAAUUUAAUGUUUUUUGGUACGAGCACCACUUCACAUUUGCCAGAUGUACAUAUUUUUUGUAUCCGCAUGUUUUGAUCCUGAUGAAUAAAAGAAGUGUUAUCAGUG
Molecule: messenger RNA, 4184 nt
Organism: Cyclopterus lumpus (lumpfish)
Lineage: Eukaryota; Metazoa; Chordata; Actinopteri; Perciformes; Cyclopteridae
Gene: mtmr11
Product: myotubularin related protein 11
Exons: 17
Coding region: 454-2922 (822 amino acids)
Source: RefSeq, a predicted model, not a curated record